Sturnus vulgaris (Common starling) is the source of this 3310-nucleotide messenger RNA. NCBI's taxonomy places the organism in Eukaryota, Metazoa, Chordata, Aves, Passeriformes, Sturnidae. The record is from RefSeq and is a predicted model, not a curated record.
UGCCCAGGCUCCCCAGGGAAUGGUCACAGCCCCAAGGCUGCCAGAGCUCCAGAAGCGUUUGGAUAAAAUGUCUCAGACACAGGGUGAGGUUGUUGGAGUGUCCGUGGAGGACCAGGAGUUGGACUCAGUCGUCCCUGUGGGUCUCUUCCAGCUCAGGAUAUUCUGUGAUUCUGUGAAGUUGCCCAGUCACAGUAAAUCUCUAGCCAAAAGUGGAGAGUUUUCAGUGCAGCUUCCAGGGUGACAUCAUCAGCUGAGUGGUCUGUCUCUGCUUCUUACCUGAUGGAUCAAGAAUUCCACCCGCUCCUGGUAGUUGCCUCACAGGCUGGAAGGCGUUUGCUGAGAUAAGUAAAGUCUGAGUCUCAGCUGGUGACACUUCAAAUUCCAUUAAAAACGGCAGUGUCUCAGUGUGUGCUUUGUGCUGCCUCAGCUCAGUCUGCAGGUAAAGGGGAAGGGGGCAGCAAGUUUUCUUCUCAUUACAUCAGAAGAAAAAGAAAGAAGGCAGCACCCCCAUUUCCUUCCCACUGCAUGUAACUCACAGCACGCCAGUAGAGGCGUGCACCUGCAGCUGGGACAGCCAUGGAGAAGAGUGGGAACAUUCAGCUGGAGAUUCCCAACUUCAGUAACUCUGUCCUGAGCCACCUGAACCAGCUGCGCAUGCAGGGUCGGCUGUGUGACAUCGUGGUCAACGUGCAGGGCCAGGCUUUCCGUGCGCACAAGGUGGUGCUGGCUGCCAGCUCACCCUACUUCCGUGACCACAUGUCCCUGAACGAGAUGAGCACCGUGUCCAUCUCUGUCAUCAAGAACCCUUCUGUCUUCGAGCAGCUCCUCUCCUUCUGCUACACUGGCAGGAUAUGUCUGCAGCUGGCUGACAUCAUCAGUUACCUGACUGCUGCCAGUUUCUUGCAGAUGCAGCACAUCAUAGACAAAUGCACGCAGAUACUCGAGGGGAUUCAUUUCAAAAUUAACGUGGCGGAGGUGGAAGCGGAAUUGAGCCAGACCAGGACGAAGCAUCAGGAGAGACCUCCCGAGUCUCACCGGGCAACGCCAAAUCUAAACCGUUCCCUGAGCCCACGUCACAACACACCCAAGGGGAGCCGCCUGGGCCAGGUUAGCACAGUGCUGGACAUUCGGGAACUAAGCCCGCCCGAGGAGUCCACCAGCCCCCAAAUCAUCGAGCAGAGUUCCGAUGUGGAGGGCAGGGAGCCCAUCCUGCGGAUUAACAGGGCAGGACAGUGGUACGUGGAGACGGGAAUGGGAGAGCGCGGGGCACAGAACGACGAGGAAGUGCGGGUGCUGGGAGGAGUGCGCAUUAAGACGGAAAACCUGGAGGAGUGGCUGGGGGCAGAGCACCAGCCCUCGGGAGAAGAUGGGAGCAGCGCUGAGGAGGUCACGGCCAUGGUGAUCGACACCACGGGCCACGGAUCGCUGGGCCAGGAGGCUUUUGCCUUAGGCUCCUCUGGAGCCAAAGUGGUCAGGCCAACCAGCAGUGAGAUCGACAGAUUCAGCCCUUCUGGCAGCAUGGUUGCUGUGACUGAGCGGUACAGGUCAAAAAGUGAGUCUCCUGGGAGGAUGGAUGAGCCUAAGCAGCCCAGUUCCCAGGGGGAGGAGUCAGCCAUGCUCGGAGUGAGCGGUUAUGUGGAGUAUCUGCGGGAGCAGGAGGUUUCAGAGCGCUGGUUCCGGUACAACCCACGGCUCACGUGUAUUUACUGCGCCAAAUCCUUCAACCAGAAAGGCAGCCUGGACCGGCACAUGCGGCUCCACAUGGGCAUCACACCUUUUGUGUGCCGCAUGUGUGGCAAGAAGUACACCCGCAAGGAUCAGCUGGAAUAUCACAUCCGCAAGCACACAGGCAACAAGCCCUUCCACUGCCACGUUUGCGGCAAAAGCUUCCCUUUCCAGGCCAUCCUCAACCAGCACUUUCGCAAGAACCACCCCGGCUGUUUGCCCCUGGAAGGGCCCCACAGCAUCUCCCCUGAGACCACUGUCACGUCCCGGGGGCAGGCAGAGGAGGAAUCUCCUCCGCAGGAAGAGGCUGUGGCAGUGGGGGAGACGGCACAGGGAUCUGUGUCCACAACCGGGCCGGAUUGAAACGCGGCUGUGGAGUCCCAGGAGAAAGGACCGUCUUCCCAUUCCUGGCUCUAAAGAGUCAGCACCAACCCGGCAGGCUGGUACUGUAAUUAGUGCAAUGCCACCACUGAACAGAAAGAAGCUCCCAAGAUGUUGCCAAAAUAGAAAAAUUUCUCUCUUUCCCUCUCUUCCUCUCACACACCCACACACACACCCAUAGAGUGUUAAAUGUUUUUCUCCCUUACUCUUCCUCCUCUUGGAGAAAAACAGAACAACUGUGUCAAUCAACUUCUUAUUCAGGGAUCGACAGGAUUUUAAAUUUUUUUACUGUUCUGUAGUGAUCUGGGACAAGCAGUCAUUUGUAUUUCUGGACAGCGCUGUGGCCCAGCAGGGCGUCCCGCCGGCAGUGCCGGAUCCAGCCACAGAGCCAUAUCCACUGCUCCCGCUCGAGGGGAGAGCAGGGGCAAGGGGCCGUUGCCUUUCUCCCUUCCCCAGGUAGUUGCCACAGCAAAGGAAACAAAAACACUGUCCUGGUGGAGCCUGCCUUGCCCGAGUGUAUUUAUCCCCGUCUUAAUUUUUGGUGUGUUUCUUUACUUUUUUAUUUAAACUGUUAUUUUAGGGCUUUGGGCUUGCCCAUUCCAGGCAUGCAGCCCUGGUGCCCCUUGUUAAAGUGGGCACAGCUACAAAGUGGUAUUCCAGAGGUCAGCAAAGUGUGAAGGAAGUACUUCAGCGACUGAGAAUGGAAUUUAGCAGCUGUAAGGUUUGCAUGAGACUCUGAUGCAUUGGGAGAAGGCCUGGAGGGGUCUUCCAGAGGCGGUUGUCCUCUGCUGGUGCUGAUCUGGGGAGCUCAGAGCACCCUGAGGUCCUGGCUGGAGAGCUGCCACGCUUCAGGUGUUGCCAAGGAUUAGGAAGAGAUUUUCUGGAGUUGCUGAAUUGUGGAGUUAGAGGCUGGCUACCAAAGUCCUCUUUCACCCCUGCUCCCCCCUCGACACACACUUGAUCUUUUAGAACAGCAAUAUGGGAUAUGGAAAUACUGCAGUGCUGUUGUCACAGCCGAGCAAUCGCAGGUGGUUGCUUUUAAACCUGUUUCUACAAACUAGUUUGAUAACUUUUUUAUCAAUGAAAUGCAAAAUGAAAAGAGAACCCUUCUCUAUUUCCUUAUAACAGUUCAGGAGACUUACAAAUGAAUGGUUCCUAGAGCAAUCACAACUCUGUCCCCUUGCAUGGACUUAACAUUUUUGUA